Cottoperca gobio is the source of this 2100-nucleotide messenger RNA. It is a transcript of the gene olfm2a, whose product is annotated as olfactomedin 2a. The transcript has 6 exons. Gene Ontology annotation, biological process: signal transduction. Lineage: Eukaryota; Metazoa; Chordata; Actinopteri; Perciformes; Bovichtidae. The coding region runs from base 425 to 1789 and encodes 454 amino acids. The record is from RefSeq and is a predicted model, not a curated record.
GGCACAUAGACGUGCUGCUCCUAGCGUCGGCACCUUGCAAGCACAGCAGUCACCUUCCAACCUCUGCGACUCUCCUCCGCUCUGUCUCGCUCAGUCGCAGUUAUUUUGCAGAACGGAGGGGACCGCGCACUGUCCGCUUCGCCCGAUUACAUUCAUCUGCGGAGUUUCUCCCCGCUGGGAAAUUGUGAGGGUUUUGUUUUCGUUACCCGCAAAAGAGUCUAUGCUCCGCGAAAGACACGCGACUGGUGGCUUUACCGAGCCAGAGAGGGCUGCCGUGCGUCCUGGUGAUGAGGUUGGUGGCGCACAGCCGACACAGCAUUAAAGGAAUCCCUCUGUAUCUGAAGAAACCGCCCCAAUAAGGGACAAGAACGGGGGGAGAGCUGCCGGAGCUAGUGUCGGCUGGGACGCUAUCAUUUCGUCUAGGAUGCAUCUCUUCAGUGCCAUGUUCCUGCUUGUGAUGUUAGCUGUCAUGCCCUGUGAGGCGCUGUACCCGAGCCCAGAGGAGGGCUGGCAGAUCUACAGCUCGGCGCAGGACGCAGAUGGGAAGUGUAUCUGUACCGUGGUCGCACCGGCCCAGAACAUGUGUAACCGCGACCCACGCAGCAGGCAACUUCGUCAGCUCAUGGAGAAGGUUCAGAACAUUAGCCAGUCAAUGGAGGUGCUGGACCUGCGGACGUACAGAGAUCUACAGUAUGUAAGGAACACCGAGAGCCUAAUGAAAGUGGUGGAUGGAAAGCUGAAGGUGGCCUCUGACAAUCCCCGAAGUCUCAAUCCAAAGGGCUUUCAGGAAUUGAAAGACAAGGUGACCGAGCUGCUACCCCUGCUGCCAGUGCUGGAGCAGUACAAGACGGAUGCCAAGAUGAUCCUGCGUCUUCGGGAGGAGGUGAGGAAUCUGUCCUUGGUGCUGAUGGCCAUCCAGGAGGAGAUGGGGGCCUAUGAUUAUGAGGAGCUGCGCCAGAGAGUCCUUCUGCUGGAGACCAGGCUCCACUCCUGCAUGCAGAAGCUAGGCUGUGGGAAGCUGACUGGCGUCAGUAAUCCCAUCACAGUACGUGCAUCAGGCUCAAGGUUUGGCUCCUGGAUGACCGAUACCAUGAUCCCCAGCUCAGACAACCGAGUGUGGUCCAUGGAUGGUUACUUCAAGGGACGGCGUGUCCUGGAAUACCGCACUAUGAAUGAUUUCAUGAAGGGCCAGAACUUUGUGCAGCACUUGCUGCCUCACCCCUGGGCAGGCACUGGUCACGUGGUCUUCAACGGAUCACUGUACUACAACAAGUACCAGAGCAACAUCAUCAUCAAGUACCACUUCCGUUCUCGAAGUGUGCUGGUGCAGCGCAGCCUGAGUGGGGCCGGCUAUAACAACACCUUUCCCUACUCCUGGGGUGGCUCCUCUGACAUCGACCUGAUGGUGGAUGAGAAUGGCCUGUGGGCCGUUUACACCACCAUCCCCAAUGCUGGGAACAUUGUCAUCAGCCGCCUGGAGCCGCAGAGUCUGGAGGUGCUGCAAACUUGGGACACGGGCUUUCCCAAGCGCAGUGCUGGAGAGUCUUUCAUGAUCUGUGGUACACUUUAUGUCACCAACUCCCACCUGGCUGGUGCCAAGAUCUACUUUGCCUACUACACCAACACAUCAAGCUAUGAGUACACAGACAUCCCCUUCCACAAUCAAUACUCCCACAUCUCCAUGAUGGACUACAACCCCAGGGAGAGGGUCCUGUACACCUGGAACAACGGACACCAGGUGCUCUACAAUGUCACACUAUUCCAGGUUAUUAAGACUUCUGGGGACUGAGAGCCCUCAGACUGACCCUCUCAAAUAAUGCUGUGAUCUUUGUUCUGGUGGCAAAUGAGCUGGGUGGAGGCGGGCUGGGUUGUGGGUGGUCGGGGGUUGGUGGUUUCAGUGUAUGGGCAUAGGCUUGGAUUUUUUUUUAAGAAUUUCAAUCUACAUAGAGUGCUAUUAUUCACAUUCUUAAAAAAACACUCCGGCAGCAAGGUCGGUAAAGAAUAAAAAGACUGAGCGCUUCUCUUAUUUUUCUUUCUGUGAUGAGUAAGCAUGGUUCUUUUUAUUUGUGAUGAGAAAUAAAUAUCAAUCUUUACCAUUUA